CGGCCGGACCCCCGGAUGCUGCGGGGCCUGUGCGCCUUGCGCCGGCCUCUGCUGACCCGUCCCGGCGCGCUGAGCCCUCGGAAGCGGCCCCUGGUCACCAUGAAGCUGCAGUCGCCCGAGUUCCAGUCCCUCUUCACCGAGGGGCUCAAGAGCCUCAUAGAGCUGUUUGCCCGCGAGGAGCACGAGCUGCGCAUCGCGGGCGGCGCCGUGCGGGACCUGCUGAGCGGCCGGGCGCCGCAGGACGUGGACUUCGCCACCACGGCCACGCCGGAGCAGAUGAAGGCGCUCUUCCAGGCGGCCGGCGUGCGGCUCAUCAACAACAAGGGCGAGAAGCACGGCACCAUCACGGCCAGGCUGUACGAGGAGAACUUCGAGAUCACCACGCUCCGGAUCGACGUGGUCACUGACGGCAGGCACGCCGAGGUGGAGUUCACCACCGACUGGCAGAAGGACGCUGAGCGCCGGGACCUCACCAUCAACUCCAUGUUCCUUGAUUUUGAAGGUACCUUGUAUGACUACUUUAACGGAUAUGAAGAUCUGAAAAAUAAAAAAGUUAGAUUUGUCGGACAGGCCAAACAGAGAAUACAAGAGGAUUAUCUUCGAAUUUUAAGGUAUUUCAGGUUCUACGGGAGGAUCGCGGACAGGCCCGGCGACCAUGACCCCGAGACCGUGGCUGCCAUCGCGGAGAAUGCCAAAGGCCUGGCCGGCAUCUCGGGGGAGCGGAUCUGGGUGGAGCUCAAAAAGAUUCUUGUUGGUAACCACGUGAACCACCUGAUGCAUCUCAUCUAUGACCUUGGCGUGGCCCCUCACAUAGGGCUGCCUGCAGAUGCAAGUCUGGAAGAAUUUAACAGAGUCAGUAAAUUCGUCGAAGGCUUUUCACCCAAGCCGAUGACUCUCCUGGCUUCGUUAUUCAAAGUACAAGAUGAUGUCACGAAACUGGAUUUGAGACUGAAGAUUUCGAAAGACGAGAAAAACCUUGGAGUAUUUAUAGUCAAAAACAGAAGAGACUUAGUUAAAGCGGUGGACAGUUCAGAGCCGUUGAAGCCCUACCAAGACUUUGUCAUAGACUGCAGGGAGCCGGACGCCAUGGCCCGCGUGUGUGAGCUGCUCAAGUACCAGGGCGAGCCCUUCCUGCUGCGCCAGAUGCAGCACUGGACCGUCCCGCCCUUCCCGGUCAGCGGCCACGACAUCAGGCGAGUGGGCAUCUCCUCCGGGAAGGAGAUCGGGGUCCUGCUGCAGCAGCUGCGCGAGCAGUGGAAGAAGAGCGGCUACCGCAUGGACAAGGAGGAGCUCCUGAGCUACGUCAGGAAGGCCGAGCACUGAGCAGCCCGCGGUCGGUAAGCCUGGCCGAUGGCGCCCGCCCCGGGAACUGCUGAGAAUAAAGGCUGUGUUUUGAGCAGAGCUGCUUCCCACGCACCUGCUUUCCGCACUAAACUCUGGUUCUUUUGUCAUAGUUGCUGCCCGUGUCUGGGAGAACAAGGACCCCCCCCAGCGGCUACCCUCCUCCUGUCCCAUGGGGGGGUGCCAGCGCGUGUCCCUCGGGUGACUCCGGGCUCUGCCCCCACUGAAAGGCCCAACCUUUCAGCGUUGUCUCUGCAGCUGCCGGCUUCCGGCAGCUUUGUGCUCUGACCAGCCCCCCUCCAGCCCAGCCCAGAGCCCAGACACAGUGUGACGAAGGGGCUGCAGGAGAGGGAGCACGGUGACGCACGGGAGGCCGACCAGAUCACAGACGUGGCCCUGGCAUCACGCGUCACGUAUGAGACACCACGUGCAUGCUAGUACACAGCAGAAAAUUUUAUUUGCAAUUGUCAGUAAACAAUAUAGAACAUUCUGUGAUCACACGGGGAGGGGCGAUGUCAAAGGGACCGUCCCUCACUGCCACUGGGAGACAGCUCGGGCUGCCCACGGGGUCCCACUGUCGGGAGCAGGACGCCCCUCUUUGGGAGGUGACUGGCGGGCUCAGGCCACAUGUCACCCAGCCUCCCAAACAGGAACGUUGGACUCCAGAGAGUGGGGCGACAACCCCAGGACGUCCGUCAUCAGUCCUUACAACAGACAUCAUUGCGUUCCUUUCAUUCACUCAUCUAUAAAUGAGUAACAUGAUAGUCAUCCUGUGUCUUAGUAGAGGAUAGUAAAACCUUUCUGUUUAGCAAGAGACAGAGCUUGACGAUCUGACAGUCUGUUGGACCUGGUCAGUCCCAAUGAUUCUGUGAGUGGAGGGGUACAGAACCAAAGUUGUCACACAGAGGACAGGCCCCAACCCUUCCAACCUACGUGGGAGCAGAGGUAGGUGGCAACCAGUCUCGUAAGAAUCACUUCGUACUUGUGUAUUAUUAUCUGCUUAUGAGUAGUUCACACUAUUUGAACAAGGAAUGAAUAAAGUAGCCUACAAAAUA
This is a messenger RNA of Sorex fumeus (smoky shrew), 2396 nucleotides long. It is a transcript of the gene TRNT1, whose product is annotated as tRNA nucleotidyl transferase 1. The record is from RefSeq and is a predicted model, not a curated record. Gene Ontology annotation, molecular function: nucleotidyltransferase activity; RNA binding. Gene Ontology annotation, biological process: RNA processing. The transcript has 7 exons. Bases 16 to 1323 code for a protein of 435 amino acids. NCBI's taxonomy places the organism in Eukaryota, Metazoa, Chordata, Mammalia, Eulipotyphla, Soricidae.